GAAAAUCGAAUAAUUUUCAUAAUUUCAAAACCCUAGAACCGGCUUGUCAAAUCUGAAAACCAUCGAGGGUUCCAAUUCCAGGAUUGGAUUCCGAUUUUUGAAACAGUAAUCAUUCUAGCUUCCGCGUGUGGAACCCCAACAUAUCAUAGUUUCCGCGCGUGAAACCCCUCCUUUGUAUCUGUGUGCACCUUUCCCUCUCUUUAGUUCGAUAGAACACACGGGCGACCAUCUUCGAUUUCAGGUAGAUUUCGUGACUCUCGUUGACGGAUCUGUCAAGGUUUUCGGUGUGAGAUCUGGUCACUUCUCUUCAUUGAUCUGAAUUUAAGAGCGGAGUUAUAGGGUUUAAUCUCUACAAAAUAAUGGCUUUGGGGGGUUGCUUCGACGUCUCCCCAGAAACGGAGAAGUUCCUCUGUGAGCGGUUGCUGGAUCAAAACCAACCGAUCUCCGAGCGGUUCAGAGCUCUUUUCUCACUUCGCAACCUUCGGGGUCCUGGUCCACGUGAGGCCCUUGUCCACGCAACUCGGGAUCCUUCAAAUCUGCUUGCACAUGAGGCAGCAUUUGCAAUAGGUCAAAUGCAAGAUGUUGAUGCAGUACCUGCUUUAGUAGGGGUUCUUGAGGAUCUCUCAUUACAUCCAAUUGUUCGGCAUGAGGCAGCAGAAGCUCUUGGUGCAAUUGGGCUGGAGAGUAAUAUUCCUUUGUUAAAGAAGAGUUUGGUAUCAGAUCCUGCAAAGGAGGUGCAAGAAACAUGUGAGCUAGCUCUCAAACGAAUUGAAGAGCAGAAGACUAUUGAUAAAAUCGAUGAGACUCCUACAGUUUCUACAUCACCUUUUCUGUCUGUUGAUCCUGCCAAAGCUGCAUCUCGUAGUUCUUCUGUUGGUCAACUUAGGGAAGUUCUUUUGAAUGAAGAAAAAGACAUGUAUGAGCGAUAUGCCGCCCUUUUUGCCCUUCGAAAUCGUGGAGGAGAUGGAGCUGUGACUGCUAUAAUAGAUUCUUUGGCCGCUAAAAGCGCUCUCUUGCGACAUGAGGUUGCUUAUGUCUUGGGCCAACUUCAGAACAAAGCUGCUGCUGCUGCACUUUCUGAGAUACUCAAGGAUGUUAAUGAGCACCCAAUGGUUAGACAUGAAGCUGCUGAAGCACUUGGGUCCAUUGCAGAUGAUACCAGUAUUGCGCUUCUUGUGGAAUUUGCGAAGGAUCCUGAGCCAAUUGUUUCUCAGAGCUGUGAAGUUGCUCUAAGCAUGCUAGAAUUCGAAAGAUCGGGCAAAUCCUUUGAGUAUCUCUUUAUGCAGGCACCUCAAGUGCAGUAGAAUCCUUAUCAGAAGCAGUUUUACCCAGCAAUGAUUUACACUAAGGAAUCUCUGAAACAUGGAUUUUUAGGCAUCAAUCACCAAUUAUUCUGAUCUUAUGGAUGGAUUUUGCCCUUUUACCAUUGGUUUUCCAUUCGUGACUAACCCAACCAGAAAAGCUGCAUUGUACAAUAAUUGAACGCUAACUUAAAAAAGUAAGCCCAAGAGUGAGGUCUUUUACUUA
Macadamia integrifolia is the source of this 1527-nucleotide messenger RNA. RefSeq names its product deoxyhypusine hydroxylase-B. Gene Ontology annotation, molecular function: deoxyhypusine monooxygenase activity. The coding region runs from base 360 to 1304 and encodes 314 amino acids. NCBI's taxonomy places the organism in Eukaryota, Viridiplantae, Streptophyta, Magnoliopsida, Proteales, Proteaceae. The record is from RefSeq and is a predicted model, not a curated record. Gene Ontology annotation, biological process: peptidyl-hypusine biosynthetic process. The transcript is spliced from 8 exons.